AUGAAUAAAAUGAUUUAUUAUUAUUAUGAUUUAAAUACAGCUGUGGCGCGCUCCAAAGGCGAAAGAUGGAAAAUGCACAGGCAAUUUCUAACGCCGGCUUUCCACUUUAAUAUACUACAGAAUUUUCUACUAGUCUUCUUAAAAAACGAGAAGAUUCUUAUUAGAAAAUUAAAAGAAAUGGCGGAUGGGAGGACUGUCAAUCUGUUCCCGAUUAUUGCUCUAACGGCUCUCGACAAUGUUACAGAGUCAAUUAAGGGAGUAUUUGUGAGUGCUCAAAUGCAGACAGAAUCGGAAUAUGGGAAAUUGAUAGAGACGUACGGACAUGACACAACGACUUGCUUUAGUUUCGGACUAUACCUCAUUUCGAAGAGUGGAGACAUCCAACAGAAAAUAUUGGACGAACAAAAACUUAUAAUAUUACGAGAUGACUUAAACAGAAGUCCUACUUACAGCGAAUUACAACAAAUGAAGUUUUUAGAGAUGGUUAUCAGAGAAACUCUUCGACUAUAUCCUUCUGUACCAUUGAUCGAAAGAACUGUUACUAAGGAUUGCAAGUUAUCAGGGCUACCAAUUAAAAAGGGUACAUCAGUUAUUGUCAACAUCUUCGAGGUGCAACGCCACCCGGAUCUGUUCGAAGACCCUCUCGUGUUCAGACCGGAGAGGUUCGCUGGCGCCAGCAACAACGCAUUCAGCUGGCUCGCCUUCAGCGCUGGGCCCAGGAACUGUAUUGGUCAAAAGUUCGCCAUGAUGGAGAUGAAGGUGAUAAUAUCAGCGGUGGUGAAUAGUUUCAAGUUGGUCCCCGUGAGCGAGCAGCCGGUCUUGUGCGCCGACCUCAUACUCAGAUCCGAAAACGGCAUCAAAGUCGCAUUCAUCAAAAGAGAUUAAUGUUCAGUUUUUUGGGGUUUUUGUCUGUUGGAGUUUAUGAAUAAAUCGCUAGCGCUUUAGAAUGGAAACAAAACUAAAGUUUUGAUAUCAACCAAUUGAAUCAAAAUAACCAUGUUGUAUAGAUAAUCUCCAGUC
This is a messenger RNA of Aricia agestis (brown argus), 1020 nucleotides long. Its product is annotated as probable cytochrome P450 4d14. Gene Ontology annotation, molecular function: heme binding; monooxygenase activity; iron ion binding. The record is from RefSeq and is a predicted model, not a curated record. Lineage: Eukaryota; Metazoa; Arthropoda; Insecta; Lepidoptera; Lycaenidae.